UAAGAGAUCUAAGCCUGACUAUUUUUGUUCGUUUUGGAAAGAGGUCAAUUUUGGUUUACGAAAAAUCUCUUUUGCUUUGUAGAUCCAAUAUUAUCUAACGAUCAUGCGGAAUUGUACCUGAAUUCUCGAUAACUAUUUUCAAAAGAGUCCUAACGUGUAAAUAUGAGCGCCUAUGGAUCUCAAGACUCGAUCAGGGAACUCAAAGUUUGUCUUUUAGGAGAUGCGGGAGUGGGAAAGUCCUGUCUUGUCCAUCGUUUUGUCUCAGAUAUAUUCAAUGCCUCAUCGCCUCCAACCAUCGGAGCCGCCUUUAUGACAAAGAUGAUGAUAGUUAAUGACAAGGCGUACAAAUUUAACAUCUGGGAUACAGCUGGCCAAGAGAGGUUCAAGAGCCUGGCUCCACUUUAUUAUCGUGAUGCAGCUGCUGCAAUUUUAGUUUAUGAUAUAACAAUAGAGAGUACAUUCCAUUCAUUGCGCCCUUGGAUACGAGAGCUACAACGUUAUGGACCUCAAGAUAUUGUUAUCGCUGUUGCUGGCAAUAAGUGUGAUAAGGCAGACCAGAGAGAUGUGCAAGUGCAAGAUGCACAGGACUUUGCCGGAAGUGUUGAUGCAAUAUUUGCAGAGACAAGUGCGCUCACAUCUAAGAAUGUACAUUGGUUGUUUGAGGAACUAUGUAAAAAACUACCCCAUGAGAACAUGGAAGUGCCGUACCACCACAAGAAGAUUGGCACAUUUCGACCAGAGGAAAGACCUAAUAAGUCUGGAAACUGCUGUAGUAGUGGGACUUCAAACUGAUUUUUUUAAAGAUUGAAAUUUGAAUAUCUGCACUAAGUGACAGGCCCUUUAUAUUUGACGGUGGAGUGGCUAGUUUUGUUUGCUUGAUUUUUUUUCCUGGACAAUUUUGUUGCUUGAUUUUUUUUUCUCAAAAGGAUGUGGCGAUUUUAUUUUCUCACAGUCUUUGCUUGAUCAGUUUUAUAAGGGCCUGAGCAUUAUUCGAUUUUUAUCGGGGGAAAAACAGCCAUUCCCCCCAUCAAAUAUCAAAUGGUCCUUCCCUAAUAUACAAAAUCGUCAAUGGAGUUUGUUAAACAUAUGUACAGUUCCCUACAUGUUGUAUCAGCAUUUUCUAUAAAAAGGUUUCAUAAUUGAGCUGCCAACAAUUUUGCUUUUAGUUAGCUUCAAAGUAAUUAAGAAAUGUUGUGUUUAAAAUAUUCUCUAGGCACAGGGUUGCCAAUAUUAAAAAAAACACACACACACAAGAUAUUUGUGAAAACCUCUAUAUUGGAGCUGGUUAAUAGCAGGUUAUUUUACUCACUACAUCAAAUGUUUAUAAAGAAAACAUCUUAAAACUAGCCUAAUCGAAUUUGUGAUUAAUUUCACUUCUAUUAGGGGGCUAAGUAAAAUUUCAGAUUAUUGAACUAGUUUUUUGAAAACUAUUAAAUAAUAGUUCAAUUAAUCCCAAAUUUUACUCGGCCCCAUGUUAUUACCUAUACAUCAUAUAAAAAUGAGAGGAAAGGAAUAGAAAGUGCAAUAGUCAAGGUCAUGAUAGACAAAGGUCAAGGUCAUUCUAGAUAAAGAUCAAAAUGAUU
Nematostella vectensis (starlet sea anemone) is the source of this 1583-nucleotide messenger RNA. RefSeq names its product ras-related protein Rab-22A. The record is from RefSeq and is a predicted model, not a curated record. Lineage: Eukaryota; Metazoa; Cnidaria; Anthozoa; Actiniaria; Edwardsiidae. The transcript is spliced from 7 exons. Gene Ontology annotation, molecular function: GTP binding; GTPase activity. The coding region runs from base 163 to 792 and encodes 209 amino acids.